UCAAGCAUACAAUUCAAUACAAUAUUUACUUGUGGUGUUGGAAAUUUCGAAGAAAAAAGUGGAUGAUUAAGGACACCAACCUUACAGAUGAAGGUCUUCAAUACUUUGCACUCACCGGGAACUUCAUUUGCAACUACUUCGCUGAGAUCGGGGAAGAAGUCGACAAGAGGAAGGGCAAUGUCGAUAAGAAGGAUGUUUCUAAAGUCCAGAAACGUGAUGCAAGUGCUUCUUCCAGCUCUAAGAACUCCAAAGGGAAGUCUUACUGCAAGUUCUGCCGCAAGGAAGGACAUAGACAGAAAGACUGCCAAGACUUUAAGGAGUGGCUGACGAAGAAAGGGAUUCCUUACAAUCCAGAAGCUGGAAAGAAACCGAAGAACACUUAAGCUGGGGAAUGGAACAGAACUAGCUGUCGAAGCCGUGGGAACCUUAGAAUUAAUAAUGAAAACUGGUUUAUGUAUUAAACUUUAUGAUACCUUAUAUAUUCCUGAGAUUACUCGGAAUUUAGUAUCAGGACCAAAGUUAGACAUAGACGGUUUUGAUGUUUCUCAUGGUCAUGGCAGACUUACUAUUAGUUUCAAUUCUCAAGUGUUUGGUCAUGGUUUUCUGGAUGGUGGUCUCUAUAAAUUAGAACUAGAUGA
Cuscuta campestris is the source of this 638-nucleotide messenger RNA. NCBI's taxonomy places the organism in Eukaryota, Viridiplantae, Streptophyta, Magnoliopsida, Solanales, Convolvulaceae. The record is from the annotation of a GenBank genome assembly.